UUCACUUCUCCUAUAAAUACCCAAUAUUGUCGAACUUUUUUCACCCAGUUCAAUGCCGAGUGGUCAUAAGAUUCGCCAUAACUCAAAGAUGACCAGAAAUUCAUCUUCAUUUUUUGCAUUCCUUCUACUCGCCUUCGUUUUAUGUAUCUCAGAAAUCACGACCGUUAAAGGGAAAUUAUGUGAAAAGCCAAGCAAGACCUGGUUUGGGAAGUGUAAAGACACAGAACUAUGCGACAAGCAGUGCAUAGAGUGGGAGGGUGCAGAACAUGGAGCUUGUCAUCAACGUGAAGCAAAAUACAUGUGCUUUUGCUACUUCAAAUGUGAACCCAAGGCGUCUCCUACUCCUCCCUCUACUGCUCCUCCUGAAAACGGGGCACCCACUCCAACUUUUCCCGGACCUCCGGCAGGAGAAGGUGGACAACCACCUCCUGCAGAAGGUCAACCACCUCCUGCAGAAGGAGGUCAGCCACCUCCAAGCAUUUGAUACAAUCUAUUCAUUUUCCUCCAAUAAAAAAGCCUUAUAUGACUAUGAAUAUGGAGAAAAUAAUGCUUCCUAACAAACAUAUGAGUGUUUUAUAAUAUGCAAUUGUGUUGUGCCGAUAAUAUAUAACGUAUGUUUAAUUCCCGUACAUAAUUGUUUCUCUGACGUCAUAAAUUUUAAGCACCUCCUACGAUUGAAUAGAGGAAUUGAAAUUUAUGUGAUU
Lactuca sativa (garden lettuce) is the source of this 704-nucleotide messenger RNA. The record is from RefSeq and is a predicted model, not a curated record. NCBI's taxonomy places the organism in Eukaryota, Viridiplantae, Streptophyta, Magnoliopsida, Asterales, Asteraceae.